Danio rerio (zebrafish) is the source of this 1889-nucleotide messenger RNA. The record is from RefSeq and is a predicted model, not a curated record. Lineage: Eukaryota; Metazoa; Chordata; Actinopteri; Cypriniformes; Danionidae.
GUGUGUUCACCCUUUUAUCUAGUUUGUACUACUUGCGAGGUCAAAUCCUAAUAAGGCCUAAUCUGCAUUUACGUCAGGCGUUUUCUGCCGUUUCUGCUAUAUGUCCAUAACAACCAUACAUCUUUCUUAAGUAAUCAUUAAUUUCAGUUAUAUGGACCCAAAAAGAAAUAUGUUCACCCUUACAUAGGCAGAUAAGGGAAAUCCUUAGGAUAAACACAAAGUCCAGAUAAGCACCUAGAGAAUAUAGUUGUGUACAGAAAAUGUACACACAGGUUUUAUGGCGAACAUAUGGUGAACACAGAUACACACACGUCUUAAAGAGUCUUAAACAAGUUUCCAAUAGAUAAAGGUCAUCUAAAAAUGAAUUUCUUUUACAAGAGCUAACCUUGUUUGUUGUUGUUGUCUAUUCAACGUUCACAUCUAUUUCAGAUUGGUGCUACUUUGGCUGUGGUGAGCAACAUUUUACUUGAUUUUUUUUUUCUUCUUGAAAAUUCAGCUACAGUUAUUUUAUUGUUAAACAAUUACACAAUUUGAAUUAAACUUGUAAAAUUGUUAUUUUAAACUUUUAAUAAUUAGUUACUGGGGCAAUGUAUAUUCGGUACCCAGUAUGUUCUCACUGGACGACAUCUUUUAUGAAACAUAGAAAAUUAUUAUCACAUUUUUUGUCAGUUUUGGCUUAUUUUUACAGAUGAAUUCCAACAGUAAUGAUUGUAAUUACUAAACAUUAAAUUUUUAUAAUAAAAAAAAAUGUUCUUUCGCACACUAAAACAACUAUAAAUAAACUGUUCUCCUCAUUAAGUUCCUAAAGGGAUAGUUCAUCCAAAAAUGAAAAAUUCCACACUAAUUACUCUCACUCAAGGGGUCAGUAAACUAUGACAGAAUUUUCAUUUUUGGGUGAACUACACUCCCAGUAAGUGUUUUUAUUCUUCUUUAGAAAACUCUCCCUCUCACUGGGGUAAACAUUAUGCCAAAUGUAAUGGACAUAAUCAGUCUCCAAUCAACAUCGAUACACAGAAAACCAUUAAAAGUCAAGAACUGGGACCUUUUGACCUGAUAAACUUCAAUCUUCCACACACCAUGAAGAUGCUGAGGAAUAACGGACACACAGUUGAAUGUAAGCUGAAAGCAGGAGUUGUGGGAGUUCAGGGAGGAGGUCUGAAACACAAAUACACCGUCCUUCAGUUCCACUUUCACUGGGGAGGAAGAGACCCGAGGCAGCAGCCCGGCUCCGAGCACUCUCUGAACAGACACAGAUGGCCUGUCGAGAUGCACAUCGUAAGCCGCAGAACUGAUCUAAAUGAUAGUGCUGCGUCUAGAGUUCCAGACGGGUUUGCUGUGAUGGGCUUUUUCAUUGAUGGAAAAGAAAAUGUUACAUCACAAGUCUGGGAAAACUUCAUGGAGUAUCUCCAGAAAAUACCUAGAAAAGGAGACACAGUCAGAAUUACGGAUGAUAUUUCCCUCCAGCAGCUCUUAACGGGAGUUGAUCUUAGCAGGUAUUACCGUUACAGCGGCUCUCUGACCACUCCACCCUGUGAUGAAGCUGUGCAGUGGACCGUCUUCAAAGACCCGAUCAUUAUCAGCACAGAUCAGCUGCUCAGAUUCCAGACGGUUUCUUUUGGCUAUGUUUAUCGGCCGCAGCAAUCUCUGAACAAGCGCACGGUUUAUGCUUCGGCUGCUCUCGCUGCUGACGCUUCAUCUUCUGCUGUCAACACGGGAACAUCUGGGCACUACAAGAGGCGUCUGAUUGUUCCGAUCAGGAGUGGAAAAUUUGUCAUCCAUUAAAGGGGACCUAUUGUGCAAAAAUCACUUUUAUGAGUGGUUUGAACACAGUUGUGCGGUAGCAGUGUGUGAAUAUAGCCAGCCUCUAAUGGUAAAAAUGUGUUAAUUAA